Sinocyclocheilus rhinocerous is the source of this 1511-nucleotide messenger RNA. RefSeq lists its product as uncharacterized. Gene Ontology annotation, cellular component: nucleus. The record is from RefSeq and is a predicted model, not a curated record. Bases 6 to 1052 code for a protein of 348 amino acids. NCBI's taxonomy places the organism in Eukaryota, Metazoa, Chordata, Actinopteri, Cypriniformes, Cyprinidae. The transcript is spliced from 3 exons.
UGAAGAUGUCUGUGUCUUCGCUCUACCUCAAACAAGACAACAUUGUGCGCUUCAAGAGGAGAAAGGCACGUUUCUCCUUCAGUGAAGUGCACAUCCUGCUGGACGAAGUGCGGAAGAACCGCCACAUUGUUGUGGGUAAGUUUAACGCCGGCGUUCCCUCUGACGUGAAGCGCAGGAAAUGGGCUGAGAUCACGGCACGUGUUAAUGAGAUUGGAGAGUGUGACAGAGAGAUCAUGGAGGUGAUCAAGAAAUGGUCAGAUCUUAAGUGCGACACGAAACGUAAAUUGGCUGCCCUGCGGACGGGUCUUUUGGUGUCCCAGAGAUUGGCACGGUCCAAUAUUGAACUGUCCCCAAUGGAAGUCAUUGUGGAAUCCAUCCUCGAUCUGGACAAGAGACCGUGGGAAGUUACACAGCGGUCCAGAUCUCGCAGUCAAGGUGACGAUCAAGAGGCUGUGUGUGAGGAUGAGGAAGAGGAGGAUGGAGGGUUUGUGGGGAUGGGGUCGGUCAACAGUUCCCCGAGCAGAGGAAUGGAUGUGGGAGGAAUGCCUGCUAUUACAAGUGGAUCUGGGGGUGCAAGUGAGGUGCAUUAUGACAACUCCAAAACUGGAGAUCCCGAAUCCCACUUAGACUCAGAUGAGGACAACCGUGACCUCUUCCCAACAUCCUCUAUGGCAUCUGUCACUAACUCGUACUCUGAGGAAGAUGGAAUUGCAACUAGAGGCAGUACUGGACACGUUUCCUCCACAGCCACCACUUCUACUAAAAGACCCUCAUCUUUCUCAGGGGUGGAGCCAGACAGUUCACGUGAGCAGUUAGUGCACAGUGCAAGCCUUAGCGUGCAAGAGCAGCACACCACCAACACUCUUCUUGCCACAGUCUCCCGUUCACUUGAGCUCCUAGCCGAGUCAGUGCAGCAGCUAGCAGAGACGCAACAGGAGUUUGCACGAGAAUCACUGCAGCUACAGAGGGACACUGUGCAAGUGUUGCGAGAUUUUGCCUCUGGCACGCUAACGAUACUGCAUGAAAAAGUCAACGGCAAACCUGCAUUGUGAAAUUUGUGUUUAGCAAUCAAAUGACAACCAACAAGCAACACGGUGUGUGACACAUUGUUGAUACGAUACUGCAGCCAGGCUGCAAAUAUUGUGUGAUAUAGACAGACACAACUUCUCACUGGAACCUUGCUGACCAUCACAAGGUUCAGUGUCAGGAUGUCAAAAUACUGUGAUUAAGUGCAAAGGCGACUAUUUGAGAAGAUGAUUUUGUAAAAAAUUCAAAGAUGUUAACAUUUGUACCUACUCUCUGUUUAUCAAUAGGACACGCUUAGGGUUUUUGUUUUUAGUGAAUGGUAAACAAUAGUGAGACCACAAAGGGAUUUUGUUUGUGCCAUCUUCCACAACAAAAUAUUACUUUUUUCUUCAUUCACCACAUUAUCACAUAGGGAUUGUUGAGAUUAACCUGCUGUGGGGUGAUUCACAGGACCUACUUUUAAAAUUCAUUUUAAUUGAUGAAUU